AUGAACAACAUUGUAAUUUUAGGAGGUUCUUCUCACCCACAAUUAGCAGAACAAAUUGCUACAAGAGCUGGUGUUCAUCUUGGACACGUCAAGUUAUCAAAAUUUUCAAACAAAGAAACGAACAUAGAAAUUCAAGAAAGUGUUAGAGAGAAAGAUGUUUACAUUGUUCAAUCAGGCUGUGGACAUGUUAAUGACAACCUUAUGGAACUUUUAAUUAUGAUAUCAACAUGUAAAAAUGCUUCUGCUGCUAGAGUAAGUGCCGUGAUUCCUUGCUUUCCAUACUCAAGACAACCAGAUGCUUCUCAUAAAAGAAGUGGAGCUCCUUUAUCACAUAAACAAACAAACAAUCCUACAGGUUAUACAUACGAUACGCCUGCUAUACUUGAUCCAAUUUUUACAUCACCGUUAUCAUCUCAAGUAGAUGAUCCUUUCAGUGCUGCUUUUAAAAAAUUUGGUGAACAAAAUUCGUCAUCAAAUGGUUUGGAUGGAUUGUCAACUAGAUCUAUUGCAAAUAAUAAUGAUGGUAAUAGUGGUAGUAAUAACAAUGGUUAUAGACAUUGGAUUGCACAAUCUGGAACUCUUGUAGCGAAUCUUUUAACGUGUGCAGCUGAUCAUGUCAUGACUAUGGAUCUUCAUGAUCCUCAAUUUCAAGGAUAUUUCGAUGUACCUGUUGAUAAUCUAUACAGUCAACCAUUAAUGAUAAAAUAUAUAAAAGAAAAUAUACCAAAUUGGACCAAUGCAAUAAUCAUAUCUCCUGAUGCAGGUGCCACUUCUAUCGCUGAUAAACUUCAUGUUGAUUUUGCACUUAUUCAUAAAGAACGACGUUCUCAACAUGCCCCUCAUAAAAAGGAUAUGAUGUUAAUUGGAGACGUUAAGAAUAAAACAUGUAUCUUGAUUGAUGAUAUUUCAGAUACAUCAUAUACAAUCACUAAAGCUGCUCAAAUACUUGCUGAAAAUGGUGCAAAAAAAAUUUAUGCACUUAUUGUUCAUGGAAUUCUAAGUGGUGAUGCUAUUCAACGAAUACAGUCCAGUGUCAUAGAUCAGGUUAUUGUCAGCAACAGUGUCCCACAGGAUGAGCACGAAGCACAAUGUUCAAAGAUUAAGGUUUUUAAUGUUGCUCCUAUUCUUGCUGAAGCAAUCAAAAGAGCACAUAAUGGUGGUAGUGUUAGUGCUUUAUUGGAUCACAAGAGUACAAUAUAA
Messenger RNA from Entrophospora sp. SA101, 1200 nucleotides. NCBI's taxonomy places the organism in Eukaryota, Fungi, Glomeromycota, Glomeromycetes, Entrophosporales, Entrophosporaceae. The record is from the annotation of a GenBank genome assembly.